GUCGCAUCAGAUUGGCCGGAAGUAGUGCCCUGCGCAAGAUGGCCGCGGCCCUUGUCCCCCCGCUGAAGCCGGAAGUUCGGUCGGGGGGGGAGCUGGCCGGCAGCCCCUAGGAGGAUGGAGGGCGCGAAGGGGGAGCUGCGGGUGCUGCUGGUGCCCCUCGCCCGGGAGGCCCGGAGCCCGCUGGGGGACACGGCCCUGGUCAGGCUCAACAGGGCGCAGGACGCGCUGGGAAGCCUGCUGGCCUCGGGGGGGCUCCACCUCAGGUCCCUGGCUUGCGGCAGGGCUGGCCGGGCCCGCGGCAGCCCCACCCCGGGGCCGUGGGCGGACUUCAUGUGGGAGGAUGCAGAAAAUAAUGAUCCACAAGGAAACAAGCCAAAACUCCUGGCUCUUAGUAAAAACAAUGAACUGUUUGUCUAUGAGCUCAAUAGAGAGGAUGGAAAAUCUGACACAACUGCCUUGUACAGCUGGAAUGAAGAGAGACUUAAAAAACUUCUGGAAGUUAAAAAUAUUAGUCUUUCUUCAAUAUCGUCUGUGAGGAUUCUGUCAUUUAAAAAGAACACAACUUUGCUACUGUUGAAUAACUUUAUUCUUGUGCACCUUGAGUUUCCUGGAGAAGAUACAGAAUUACAGGCACUUGACUGCUUUAUCCUUGAUUUGUCUCCACAAGCUUUGGAAAGAAUAACAGAUGUGAACUUUUGUAGAGGGGUUCUAUUUUUGUUAGAUAACUCUAGCUGGAUAUACAUAUUUGAUACAGUAGAUGGUGUGCAUCUAGCAGAUGUUGACGUUGCACUCUUCCAAGCAAAUGUGGAUGAUGAGAACAAGAAUACAACCAUCCUAUCUCCCCUCACUUCAGUAAAGGUGUCGCACGAUCUCAAUGUCGCUGUGAUCGUUAAUUCUUCUAAUUAUGCCUUUUCUAUUGAUCUAAAUUUGUAUUUCAGAGAAUUCCCUGGGCAUUUAUUUUGUAAGAAAAUUUUUCAAAAUCUUCCUGUGACACGACUGGAAGGAAUUGAUGAGGAUGACCUUGCUAGCUCUGACUGCAGCAUGAAACUUAUGAGGUUUUCUUUCCGGACAGACAGGUCAUGGAAAGCACACUUGUCCUCGCUAUAUAACACGUCAAAGAGACCUCACUCUCCAAAUUUGGUGUCUAACGUUGGCUUACCUUGGUACCAGUACCUUCCCCAUCUUGAACAUUAUGAUUAUAAAAUCUCUGAGACAUCUGAGAAGAUCUUGUCCUCCAUACCACAAGACAUUAUCUAUAUCCUUUCCGAAUCAACAAAGAAAGAUUAUGCAAAUAUCAAUGACGUAGGAAGACAAUGGAAAAAAAUCCAUCCAGGAGGCCUAGAAGAAAUGAUGAAACUUGAGUGUAAAUCUGUGACGGGAUUUAGUGCACUGUUUGCAUUAUCAGCAGGUGACAAAGGAUUGAUUGUUGCUCUGUGGGACUUAGAGACACAAGAUGUGACAUAUUAUCACAUUGGCAAAAACUGUAUUUAUGUGGAUUGCAGUGGAGAGGAGCAGUUGUGUGUCAUUCAGACAGAGCAUGGACUCUCCUUGAUUCUGUUUGGUUUAACUCAAGAGGAAUUCUUGAAUAGACUGAUAAUCCAUGGAAAUGCUGGCAUUGUAGAUUCUCUUUGUCAUCUCAAUGGGUGGGGAAGAUGUUCGAUUCCCAUACAUGCGUUAGAGGCUGGUUUGGAGAACCGUCAGCUAGACACAGUUGACUUCUUUUUAAAGAGCAAAGAGAAUCUUUUCAAUCUUACUACAGCCUGUUCCUUACCAGAGCAAUCUACCAAUAUCACACCCCAAUUUUACUUAAGAAGUGUGGAAGAAUUGAAGCCAGCUUUAGAUUUACUUUGCUCAGCAAUCAGAGAAAAUGAUUUGGAAGCUCAGAGUAAACACUUCUCUGAGCAGCUGCUAAACCUUACCUUGGCUUUCCUUAACAAACAAAUCAGAGAGAUUUUUAGCCACACAGAAGAACUCGAUGAGUGCUUGCAGAAAUGUGUGGAUAUUUUAACUACCUACAUUAUUGAACUUAGAACGUUUAUGAUAAAGUUUCCUCGAAAGCAGAGAAAUCUCAUAAAUAUAAGAUGUGAUUUUGAUGAAGACAUUCCCAGAACAGAACAAAGCCAAAUGUGGGAAACGCUCACUCCGGAGCAAGUUAUUUUUGAGGCCAUUUUAAACAACAGAAUACCAGAGGCUCAGACAUUCUUCCGAGUGAAUCAGAACCCUGCACAGAGUCUUCAAGAGCUGAUUCAAAUAGGUUUUGAACUUGUUUAUGACAGUCUUCUAAAGGGCAAUGUCAAAGAGGCCUCAGAACUCCUAAGGAAUAUGGGUUUUGAUGUGAAAGAGCAGUUGCACAAGAUAUGUUUCUACACUAUUGAUAAAAACAUACGUAACUUGUUGGUGAAAGUGUUGCAAGAAGAAAACUAUUUUUCUGAAAAAGAGAAGACAGUGAUAGACUUCGUGCAUCAGGUUGAAAACUUUUAUUCAGGAUUCUUCCAAGACAAUAAAGUGAUUCAGCCUCUUUCCAGUUUCAGGAAUUGGAAAAAAGAACAAGAUCUGUCCAGUCACACAGCUGUUUUGGAUACAUUCUUGACUUGUGACAAACCGCAGAUUCACAACAGGGAGCACAGAAUUAUGUUAAACUGGGGUCAGUGGUGGGAUCAGCAUAUUCAGGAAAUGAUUCUUCUUCCCAAAAGAUCACAUGAAGAAUUCAAGUCCUGUAAUCCUGAGGUUCUUUGGAUGUAUCUGACAUCCCAGCAUGAUUGGCUUAACAUUUGCUCAUGGAUUGAAGAAUCCCAGCCACAUAGUCAUACCUCAUUUCAACAGGCUAACUGGCCUUCUCUGACACCAGAUAUUAUUGACCAAAAUACAUUAUGCAGCAGCUAUAUGAGAAAUGAAAUAUUAGACAAGUUGGCUAGAAAUGGAAUUUUUGUCCCAUCUGAACAAGAAGACUUUGAACUCCUCCUCCUAAGAUUGAUCCACAUUGGAGGAGUGAUGCAAAAUCCACAUCCUGUUCCAAAAUACAGUACUGCGAGUGGUUUAGAUUUCCAUGCCCAUUUCAUCCUGUAUUGUUUAGAACGUAGUCUGCAGCAUCUGCUGUACACAUAUUUAGACUAUUACAGUUUAACUCCUUCGAAUUGUCCUAUUCUGGAUAAAAAGGAAUUGCAUGAGGCUCACCCCUGGUUUGAAUUUCUAGUGCAGUGUCGAGGGGUUGCCAGUAACCCAAGAGAUCCAAAGAUGAUAUUUCAGGCUAGUCUUGCAAAUGCUCAGAUCUUGAUUCCUAGUAAUCAAGCUAGCGUGAGCAGCAUGCUGUUGGAAGGACAUACACUUUUAGCACUUGCAACCACAAUGUGUGCACCCGGCGGUAUAGAUCAGGUUCUUCAGAAUGAAGAUACUGAAAAGCCUCUGAAGAAGGUGGAUCCACAGCUGUUAAAAAUGGCAUUGACUCCUUACCCCAAACUCAAAGCUGCUCUCUUUCCACAGAACACUUCACAUGGAAUUUUGCCACCUGAUAUCUCACUCUACCAUCUUAUGCAGUCAUUAGCGCCUUUUGAUCCCACUAAAUUAUUUGGCUGGCAGUCGUCAAAUACUCUUGCCAUAGCAGACAUCUCAAGUGACCUCCCUCAUUUCUCGUCCCCUGAUUUGGUAAACAAGUAUGCCAUAAUGGAACGACUGGAUUUUUCCUACUACUUGCACCAUGGACGCCCAUCAUUUGCUUUUGGCACCUUUUUGGUCCAGCAAUUAGCAAAGAGCAAAUCCCCAAAGCAGCUGAUUCAGCAAGCAGGGAAUGAAGCCUACGCUCUAGCUCUUUCUUUCUUUUAUAUACCGUCGAUAGGAGCAGCAUGUAUUUGUUUUCUAGAGUUACUUGGCCUUGACAGCCUUAAACUUCGGGUUGAUAUUAAAGUUGCAAAUAUAAUUUGGAACGUCAAGUCUAGAAAUGAAGAGUCUCAACACAAUUUAAUAAGAGAAUCCAUGGUUGAAAAGCUAACUAAAUUGGUGGAUGGUGAAAAAACAGCAGCAGCAGAAGUGCUUAUCUCCUUGGAAGAAGCUUUUUGGGAUAAAAUCGAACAUCAAGAAAUAAAGAAAACGUCCAGUGACUCUAGAAGACAGUGGUCUUUGGUGAUGCAGUUCUGUAAGCUCCAUGAUAUCAAACUGAGUACAUCUUACCUAAAGGAAUGUGCUAGAUCCAACGACUGGCUGCAGUUUAUCAUCCAGACCCAGAUGUACAGCUACCAAAUAGAUGAGGUCAUUUCCAUUCUUCAAGAUUUCACUCCCAUUUUGCAAGAUCAUUUGAUGCUGGCCUUUGAGAACUUGCAGCGCUCUCGCUCUGAUACAGGAAGUCAUCAUAACAACACCACCAGUCCACUCAGGACUGAACACAGGCAGAGCGAACAUACAAGUGAUCUCUUUCAAAUUCUGUUGUGCUGUCAAGAAAGUCCUAACCCUGGGUGCUACCUUUUGGCUGAAGGAGUGAGGCACCAUGCUCCCUUCUUGAGUGUCUUAGCAGCCUGUUUUCAGGAUGCCAACAUUAUUCACUGUCUCUGUGUUUGGAUAAUUACCUCUGUGGAUAAUGUUACUGCUGCUGAAGCAACAAACCAUAUUCAAGGCUCAGUAGAAAAUCAUGAAUGGGAUCUUCAUGACCUUUCUACCAUCUGGAAGAUGUUUUUAAGAAGACAAAAAAGUAAAACUCUCAUGAAUGGUUUCCAGCUCUUUCUUAAGGAUUCCCCUUUAUUACAUAUGCUGGAAAUGUAUGAACUAUGCAUGGACUACAAAAAAUACAAUGAAGCCAAAACCAAACUCCACAACUUCCAGACAAGUCUUGCAAAUCUUAAAAUUGCAGAUAAACCAACACCUUCAAUAAUAUCAGUACCAUGGCUGGAGUCACAGGCAUUCUUUCUUCUUGAAUUGAUGAUGCAGCAAUGUAGAACACAGUAUGAAUUAGGAAAACUCCUACAGCUCUUUGCAGAUAUAGAUAAACUUCUACCUGAUGGCCCAGAUGUGAAGAAACUAUGUGCACUCAGUCAGAUUUUGAAGGAUUCAUCUAUAUCUAUUAAUCGCUCUAUCCUGACCAGUUAUGACCCAGAACAUUUUCAGAAUGAAUGCAGAUCAGUUCUAGAGCAGCUGCAAGAGAGAGGAUUGUUCUCACUGGCGAGGAAGGUUGCAGAAUUAGCAGAACUGCCUGUGGACAGUGUGGUUAUCCAAGAGGUACUUCAAGAUUUACAUCUUUUAAAGCAUAUUGGACAGUGGCAUCAAAAACAAACUAGAAUUGACUUCUGGAAAAAAUGUCAUGACAGUUUUAUGAAAAAUUUCAUCUCCAACAAAGCAGCAUCUGACUUUUUCUUAGCUCAGGCAAACGUAGUGUCUGAAUCUUCAGCUGAUGAGAAGGUAAAUAACAUUAUGGAGGAACAUCUGCUGCUUACCUUGGCUGGCCAUUGGCUAGCACAGAGUGACUCUGUGGCACUGGACAAAUUAGAAGAAAUAGAGAAACAGAUCUGGCUUUGUUGCAUUGCACAACAAACCUUAAAUAACAAUGAUGGAUUGAUCAAGUCAAGAUUUUCUCACCAGGUUUCAGUGAGUGGUGAACUUUCCUUUGAUAAUUUAGCUAAGGAGUUUUCCUUUUCAAAGCUAACUGCUCUGAAUACAUCAAAAUAUUUACAACUUGAUGGUCUUGCAUUCCAAGAUAUGUCUGAAAACAUUCUGGAUAAAGCUGAGGUAGAAUCGCUUAGCUUUCUGAUUGGACGUCUUCUAGAUGAAGGAAGCAUACAUGAAGCCAGCCGUGUUUGCCGGUAUUUUCACUUUUAUAGCAGAGAUGUUUCAUUGGUAUUGCACUGCAGAGCACUGGCCUCUGGGGAAGCUGAUCUAAACAACUUACACCCUGACGUUCGAGCUAUUCUUCUAGUGGGAGAUACAGCAGAUGAGAAAGACACACCUCAGCCCAGAAGAUUACAAAGCACCUCAAGCGUAGAAAAUUGGUCACAUGUCCAGGCUCCAGCUCCAGAUGAUCUGGUUAUUACCGGUCUGAGGACUCUAAUAGAUGAGUGUGUUCAUGGGAGAAACUACUGCAGACAAGUCCUCUGUUUGUAUGAGCUUUCUAAGGAACUGAAUUGCUCCUACGGUGAAAUAUCAGCCCAUGAUUCUGAAAAGGUGCUUCGAGCGAUCCUUUCGUCCCAGCAGCCUGACAGAUGCAAGAAAGCCCAGGUGUUCAUCACAACGCAGGGUCUCCGGUCUGAAACUGUGGCAGAACUUGUGGCUGAAGAAAUCAUGCAGGAGUUACUGGUAUCUUCUGAAAGGAAAGGGCAAAAGCAGAUUGUGAACCCAGCAAAUGAGACUCAAGCAUUCCUAGAGUUGGCCAAAUUGUGCAAGGAUCAUACGCUUGUUGGCAUGAAGUUAUUGGAUAAAAUUUCAUCUGUACCUCGUGGGGAACUAUCUUGCACUACAGAGCUCCUGAUUUUGGCCCAUAAUUGCUUUAGUCUGACAUGUCACAUGGAAGGAAUUAUUCGAGUCCUGCAAACUGCUCGACUUCUCACGGAGGAACACUUGGCCCCCAGUGAGGAGUACGGCCUUGUGGUCCGACUCCUUACUGGUAUUGGAAGAUAUAAUGAAAUGACGUACAUAUUCGAUCUGCUGCAUGAGAAACAUUACUUUGAAGUGCUCAUGAGAAAAAAGUUGGACCCGAGUGGGACUCUGAAGACAGCUCUGCUAGAUUACAUAAAGCGCUGUCGCCCAGGGGACAGUGAAAAGCACAAUAUGAUAGCCCUGUGCUUUAGCAUGUGUCGAGAAAUUGGAGAGAAUCACGAGGCAGCUGCCUGUAUACAGCUUAAGCUCAUUGAAUCUCAACCAUGGGAAGAGUCUCUCAGAGAUGUGCCCAACUUAAAGAAACUGUUGAUGAAAGCUCUGACACUCUUUAUUGAUGCAGCCGAAAGUUAUUCUAAGGAUUCCUGUGUCCGCCAGUCCUUGCGCUGCAACCGGUUGACAAAGCUGAUAACUCUCCAGCUUCAUUUUCUGAACACCAAUCAGAGCACGAUGUUGAUUAACCUGAACAGACAGAACCUGAUGGAUUGCAUCAUGUCCUUGCCCAGAUUCUACCAGGCUGCUAUUGUGGCUGAGGCUUAUGACUUUGUUCCAGACUGGGCUGAAGUUCUGUAUCAACAAGUGAUUCUAAAGGGUGACUUCAAUUACCUGGAAGAAUUUAAGCAACAAAGGUUCCUCAAAUCGAAUGUGUUCGAGGAGAUUGCGAAGAAGGUCAAACAGCACCAGCCUACUGAGACGGCUCAGAAAAAUCUGAAGACGUUACUGACCUACUGUGAAGACAUCUACAUGUACUACAAACUGGCUUAUGAUAACAAGUUCUAUGAUGUGGUAAAUAUGCUUUUGAAGGACGCACAGACUGGCUGCUGUCUAAAGGAUAUGCUGGCAAAUUAGAUUCCUCUGGCUUGCACUGUGAUUUAAAAAAAACAGAAAAAUCUUACUUUAAUCCAGCUCCUGGUCACUUGCUUAACUCAGUAUAUGCUGCCAGGUGCCUUAAAAAAAUACUGGUUUCAGUAUGUGAAAUUUACCAUAAAAUCCCAGCACUGUCUUGAAUGUCCCUGAAAUGCAGAGACUAUUAACCCAAAGUUGUUUUGGACAAUAAACAAUUCUUAAUAUUUAAAUCAGAGUUGAACAAAAUGUUUUAUAAAAGCCUGCUUAGUGGGCCUAGAAGAUGGUGCUCUGGCUAGCUGGGAUUUCAGUCAGACCUUAGUCUAAAAUGACUUUGGCUAAUUUAGGGGCAUGGAUUACUGGCUUCAGCAGGAAUUACAAGCCUCCUUAAAAACAAAAAAAUGACAAAUUUUGCAGCAGUAAGAUCCUCAGUAUUGAUGUGUGUGGUACUUACAGUAACUUAAACUGAACAUCAGAUCAAAUAUUUAUCUGCUUAAAAUAGGCUAAUAGAUGUUCUGCAGGCCUUACAGGACCACUAGUGCUGGUAGAAUACUUGAAACAUUCAUAUUAAAAAGUCUUGCCUAUUUUUCCAAAAUCUUCAGCGGAACCAGUUUGCCUAGGAUACUCCUCUCUAGUGCUUUAUACAAAUGAGAUUAUUUUUACCUGCCCCCUGUAAGAUUUAUAGGAAUACCAUAAUAGUCAAUGACAAGAAUGGACUACCUCUGUAUUCACAAUCAGCUCCCUACUUAGAGUUAAGAUGUUGGUAUGUGCUUUUAGAGUACACUCUUCUUUUACCAGUGAAACAAAGGAGAAUUUGCUACAUGAAAGUGAAUGUGUGUUGUGCACACACAGUACCAAAUUGUCUAACAUUCACCCUAUACAAUUGUCUUGUUUGCUUCUAUAUUUGUAUUAUAAAAUCUUUAAAGCCUCUAGCAUAAGUACUGACUGGCUGGGAAUAAACCUCUUUACAGCUGUAUGCAUUUUGGAAACUAUUGCUUAAAUAUUAGUUCCUAAUCUUCGUGUCUUACAUGCAAAAGUAAAUCACCACUGCCUGCUUUGGGUGGGGUCAUGUGCACUAGUUCAGGCAAACUUAUCCAGAAGUGUUUGGAAAACGGGGGGAAAUCAGUUUCCAGACUAGUUCCAAAGCUAGCUGGGAAGUAAAAUAUCUAGACAUUUAUUGUCCAGAAAUCUUUCCCUGAAGUGUUCUGGCUGCAGCACUGUCAGUGGCAGCCUAUCACUGUAGUAGGAAUAGCAAAUAUAAUAAUUGGGCUUGGGUGUCUUUCAACAGGCUGUUUAAGAAUGAUCCUUCCAUCAGGAAAAGCUUCAUCUCUGAUCCUUAUGACACUGGUCUGUAGGGGAGUGGAAGGGACCAAGUAUCCCUGUACGGCUAUUGCAGGAGGCUGUUUUGCCACAAUGUUCAGCUCCCAAUGGCGCUGCUCUGUCCCAAUGGCACUAGUGCAGCUCCUCAUUGAAAUGAAGGGCUGGAGUUUCAGGAUUUGCUUCCCCACCACUGGCUAAGACUCUUCGUCAGAAAGCUGCUUAAACUCCCAGAAGUACUUUGAGCACAGAACUGCCUUACUGUUUCAGAAGGGCUACAGGUAAGACUCAAAUGCUAUUUAGCUUGGGCCAUACCAGUGUAUUUUAAGAGAGGCCGAUUUCUGGAGUUGGGUGUCUUGCUUGGAAAUGUUGUGUUUCCAUCACCGGCGUGUACACCCUUCAGAAAUGGGAGAUUGUCCAACUGUAGCAAAUGCUUUUCCUCAAGCUACCAAGAGAUCCAGCAGCAUAAUCACCUUCAGCAGUGUUCCCACUCACCCACAUACGGCAAGCUUCAGCCAAUUGUGGCUUAGGUGCUAGGCUAAUGCAUUUUUGUAUGAUUGAUUCUAGUAAUUUGCUCCUUAUUUGACUGUCCUACCAGAUCUACUGACUAUUAACAACCACGAAAUAUGGCACUCCAAUAAUCAGCUGAAGAUUCUUUACCCAGUCAGUCUAUAAUAUAAUGAUUAGUGGCUCUUGCAUCUAAUUGGAUAAGAAGAUUAUCUUGAAGGGCCUGUGUACUUUGCAGCUGCUUCCAUUCCAUUCUUAAAUUAAAAAAUGGAGGUUUAAUAGUUAUAGGCUAUAAAAACUGAAUUUAAUAUAGAACCAAACGUCUGCUAACUUUAUUGAAGUCAGGGGGACUAGUCACAUACUUAACUUGAAGUAUGUACAUCUACAGCGGUUUGCAGAAUGGAGGCUUGUUUGGAAUAAGCACAGCUGGCUUUUUCUGCUAACAUGAUCUUCACAGUUGACAACUAAAUCUCAUCUUUAAGAAACAUCCCACUUAGGUAAGGGUGGCGAGUGACUGCAUUUCAUUUGGGGCUGUUAGUCUGCACUUGGUUAACAUUUUCAAGUUUAUUUUAAUGAUAAAAGCUACAAAAUAACUUGAACAGUGAUUCCUAAACACCAUUCUUCAAUUCUACCCCACAGGCAGCAGAAUUUCAGUUCACACUUACAUCUCUGAAAGAUUCCCCCCCCCCCCAGCAACUGAAAGCAGUAUUGGGGCUAGGGAGUUCCGCAGGUAGAAUGAGGAAGCUACCAGUCAGUCUCUUCCAGGUAAAAUACUUGUUCAUAGAAAAAGCAACAUAGUGAGGAUUUGUUAUGCCUAUUAGCCAAAACAUGUUUUAAAGAAGGUCCUGUCAGAUCAGGGCUACAUCUUUAGUGAUACUGUAUAGUCAGAUGAGAAACUAAACUACCACCCCAUACAUUAGAAAUUGGCUGCCAAAAAGAGCAAGACCAUUAAGGUUGAGCAAUAAAAAGGUAGCAUUAAGACCCAUCUUAAUUGGUAUAAUUUAAGACAAAAGUAAAUUCUAGUGACACCCAAGAGGCAGAUACAUACCUGCCAACUGUGCCUGGAAGUAGUGGAGCAUCUACAGUUAGAGACUCCAUGACUUGUAACAUUGGGGAAAAAAGUCAGCAAAAUAAAGACUGAUCACAUAAGCCUAGACUUAGAUGCUAAUAACUUUCACAGCAUGUAGAAAUACACCUGAGAUAAAAAGGAGGAAGGCUAUAGCGCUCACUACACCUCUGACCCCUCACUUGUCUCUAGAUGCAUCCAUGUCUGACUAAGCUCUAGCCCUGUGGCAGUGUACCUGGCAGGCUGUGCUUCUGAGCAUCCAGCAGAGGUGUGAGAGAAUCUGUUUGCCAGGAACAGCUCUGCCAGCUGCAUCUCACUAGCGUGACUGUUUAGUGUCCUUUGAUCUUUCAGCUUCAAGCCUUGUAACUUUGGCUGGAGCCUGGAAGUAGUGUCAGCUCAGGCAUUCUCCAGCAAUGACCCCCCCACCAUGUUUCCCAGGAGAUGACCCAAUGUCUCUAGUUAAGCCAUCUCCCUUUGGGGGUUUGCAAACAUCCCUGCUAUUAAACUUACACAAACAGUAGUAUAGCCAUACACUGUCCCCAUAACCAGAUUACACACAGUAUUCAGGCCCAUGCCCCUCACUCAUUCCAUUAAACAGUUUUAAACUAUAAUUCCAGUUUUGUUUAAGUUGGGGCUCUGUGUAAUGCAGAAAUAGAAUGACCAGAGACUACAGACUGAGCAGUUAAGAAAACUUUAGUCACCAUUUUGUCAACACCUCACACUGGCAGAGAUGUCACAUCUAACAUCCUUCCUUUCUUUAGUUAAAGGGCAAGUUUCAUGAACUCCCCCCAUAUGGAAAUCUCCAAAGGUCCACUAAGCCCACGCUUAACAUUCCUGAUAUUAAGGUUAAAAACUAAAAAUUAUUUUGUGCUGCAUGAAUCUGAAUUUAGUGUUAAAGAUAUCCUAAUUGUUUUUAGUAACAUUGGGUGUAAUGGUAUGUCUUGGUUUAAAUUGCUGCCUUAGGGUCAACUAAGGUUGGGAACAGAUUUCAAUUCAUGGAUCACAGUACUGAACACUGCAAUCCCAUGCCCCAAGUCUGUUUCAUUACACUGCCAAUUUCAAGGUUCAUCCAUUUGGAACAGUAAAGUAAACCACACCAAGAAACUGGACAUGCAUACUGUACGAUAGGGACAGGCUGCUCUGGUGGUCACUCACUGAAGCAAACACUUCAGGAGUAGUAGAGAUGCUUUAGGGGGCAUGGGUUAUUCUGAGAGGCAGGCAUGAAGGGCUGAACCCUUCACUAGUAAUUAUGGUGCAUUUGGUAACCAGCCUUCAGCUUAUGUUUUGCUCCUGUUAGGCAACAAUCUGAGAACGUUGACCCAUCUGCUUCAUAGUCAAGAGAAUCCUCUUGUCAGCUUAGCUAUGUGGCCUAGAAACACUGUUCUAGAGCUUUAACACUAAAAUAAGUACUCCCAAUACACAGGCUCUGAAGUCCUCACAAUAGUGAUUUUAUUAAAUUAGUUGCUUUAUAAAACAUUGCAGAUGUCAUAAUUGUUAACAUAACAAUUUGCCCAACUGUAGUAACUGUUGCAGUUUGCUAAGCAGGUUUUUGUAAAUGAAAGAAAAUGGUAAAGUCCUAUCACAGCCCAUGAGAACAAAGGAAAUUUGGUUCUCAGACACUUAAACCAGGCAGUUGACUGUUAGAAUAACCAACCCGUACAGCUGCAUUAGUAGAUAAUGUAAACUAACUGCUUAUACUCAAGAUAUCACAAAUCAUUUUUCAAAUGCAACAAGGAACUAUUUUCUUGUUUUGACCAAAAUAAGUUUUAUUUUAAAAUGUCAAGCUUUGAAAGAAUGGGUGUGUAUCAAGUGAUUAAUUUUCAGGUGCAGUAUCCUUACUUUGAAGUUAGCAGUCCCCUUCACAAUCUAUUUAAAAAAAAAAAAA
Molecule: messenger RNA, 12188 nt
Organism: Trachemys scripta elegans
Lineage: Eukaryota; Metazoa; Chordata; Testudines; Emydidae
Gene: SPG11
Product: SPG11 vesicle trafficking associated, spatacsin
Exons: 40
Coding region: 115-7419 (2434 amino acids)
Biological process (GO): axon extension; synaptic vesicle transport; axo-dendritic transport
Cellular component (GO): cytoplasm; axon; dendrite
Source: RefSeq, a predicted model, not a curated record